Pezoporus occidentalis (night parrot) is the source of this 2018-nucleotide messenger RNA. It is a transcript of the gene FAM81B, whose product is annotated as family with sequence similarity 81 member B. The record is from RefSeq and is a predicted model, not a curated record. The transcript is spliced from 9 exons. NCBI's taxonomy places the organism in Eukaryota, Metazoa, Chordata, Aves, Psittaciformes, Psittacidae.
CAAUGAUACUUGGUUGCACUCACUAUUUUCAAGAACUCUAAACCCAGUUCUGCAAGGCAUCCCAGUUUUUCUGGGUUUUAUUCAGUAUGGGAAGAGACAGCUCAUGUUUCAAUACAAAAUAAAGUAAAUAAAAUUCAGGAGACAGAUCUGAGCACAGAAGCUGGCUGAGGAAGCAGCUUGGUGAACUCCUUAGACCGUUGUCAUUUCUUAGAAACCUCCUGCUCAACAAAUGUUAUCAAGGAAUUGUUAACAAAGGCACCAGGAUUGUUUAUUUUAUGACAGAAGCAAUUAGGCAACACAGACAAAUCAUUAUUGUGGGUACACUGCAAAACAUUUAUUACUGGUUUUAGCAAGGAACAUGCCUGGAGUUAAACUCAUCAAAUACUUGCUCAUCUGCUUCUUGAGAAACAACAUAGAAAUCCAGAUGAAUGACCCCAAAAUCUCCACUCUCCUUACUCCAGGCUGACCAGAAGCCCCCAGGAGCAUUGUGGUAUGGGAGUGGGAUGGAGGAGCUCAGAUCUUUGGUCUUCUGCUGGUCCAACACAUCUGUCAGCAGUACAGCUCUGUGAGAUAAAAAGACACAAGUAACAUCCAGAUGCAGCACCAAAAUUUCAGCUGCAUUGUGCUACACAUACAGUCCUGCAUUUCAUGUUACUUUGCUGUAUUUUUUAUUUUAGGAGGAAUUGUAUGCGUCUUUGUUAUGUGUUGGUUAUUUAUAGGAGUGUCUAUUGAACAGCUAUUCUGUGCCUAUUUGAUAGUCUCAUUUCUUUUCAUGCAAGAGCCUUCAUAAUGAUUUAUUUGACUAGCAAUAGAAAUGAGGAGAGACUCUUCCCCUCCUCCUUGUCCCAGUGACAGGGCUCACCUGCUGGAGCAGCAGUUAUCCAGCCAGGAACAGACCACGGCUUUCCUCCUCCAUCAGGCUUUCCAAACCAAAGAUGACAUCAUUGCUUACCUCCAGUGAAGCAAAGGUUAUCAGCAUGGGGAGACUGCUGCCUGGCAUCUGCUGGAAAACCACAUCCAGACCAUUACAAGCAUUGUUAAAAAGCUCAGCCAGGACAUUGAGGUUUUGAAGUUGCAAAUCAGAACAAGGGAUGGUGCUGCAGCAGAAACUAAUUUUGCAGUUCAAACUCUGGACCAUAAAUACAACCAGUGUCUUGGAGACCUGCGUGGAAGAGUGGCAAGAUGCGAGGCAAGCAUCACGAAGCUGUCGGGAGACAUCAGUUUUAUCAGGCAUGAGGCCCAAAAGACUGAUAAAGAGAUCUAUGGCCUUCAUUCUACCCUCAAAAAUUGUGUUGCUGGUUUUGAAAAGAAGGUAAUGCAGCUAUUAGGGAAGAUAGAGACUUCCAGCUCUGAUCAAAGCUCAAAUUUAAAGACAGUCCAGGGAGAUCAACAUCACAAACUGCAACUUCUGGAUUUCAAGUUGGCAAGUGUUCUAAGUGACUUCAGGGAUCAGAUACAGAUUCAUCGGAAGUGGACAGAAGCACAGUUGACACGGUCUGAAGAAGAUCAAGCCCAGCAGAGGCAUCAGCUGCAUGACUUGGCGAAGGAAAGACUGGUAAGACAGAAAAAAAGAGUAGAAGAAAAGCUCCUAUUUCUGUCACUAAAGUUAGAACAAAUGGAUAAACCACAGAAGUAUGAAAAGCAGUUGAAUCAGAUGAUAAGUGAUGAGAAAAACCUGCAUGAAAGACUCACCAGAUUUGAAAGACAGAUCUGGAAGGAGACUGAGGAAAUCCAAAAUGAAUACAGAUCAGGAUUUCAAUCUAUUCAUGAGUCUCUGGAGCUGCUCAGAAAAAUACACAACACAAAACUGAAACUAGAAAAAAGGAAAAUCCAUAAAGACAUGAAAAAGGUACAACAGAAGUGACCUGGAAGACUGAACACCAUGAGCAAGUCUAUAAUAACAGCUCUGAUAUAUAGCUUCUCAACACCCAAUACUGUCCACUGCCCAAAGAAAAUCCAAGCGAACUCAGAUAAUCCUCCUGCAAUAAUCAGUACCUCAAGUCUCCUGUGCUUCUUGC